AACCCCUUGAUCACCAUGUCGUGGAGUAUCUGCACCAAAGAGGUGAUCCUCUCCUUGAUCGACGAUGUCGAGCUGAUCAGCCUGGAGAUGUUGGAGAACUGUGUGGCCCCUAAACCAAAGAGAAUGUCAGCUUCUGAACAUAGUUCCCUGACCGAGCUACUGGUGGAUAAAGACAAGAAGCUGCAGGCUGCUCUCAAGCUUGCUGCUGAACAGGGAGAAGUAGAGCAGCAGAUUGAUGAGGUGAAGGGUGAGGUUGAGGAGCAGGAUAACCUGAUCAGGAACCUGCAAAAGCAGUUAAAGGAGGCUGAGUCCUUGCUUUCCAAUACCAUCUACCAAGCUAAACAGAAGCUGGAGAGCGUAUCCCAAGCCCAACCUGUUCUUUCCGAGGAUCUUAUCAAGUAUGCUCACAAGAUCUCCGCCAGCAACGCCGUGGCAGCUCCGCCAAAUUGGCAGCAAGGCGAUCCCCGCCGCCCAUACCCAACAGAUAUUGAGAUGCGAGGCGGGUUUCUAGCGAGGGCGGAGCUGCCUCUUUCUCAACAGAUACAACACAUGGCUCCGCCUCCAGCUACUUUCCCUUCUCCAGCUCCGCCCCAACCUUCGCCGGGCAGAGGCGGAUCAUUAUCCUCUCAUUCCCAUUCUCCCGGUCGACCCGCCCACGGACAUUUUGGUUGGAACGCCCAGGGUGAGCUAAGUAUGCAGGUCCCCGGAGGGGGUCAGGUUCACAUAGAUACUGGUAGAGAACGACAGGGAGCAGAGGAGGUUGAAGUGAUGAGUACCGAUAGUUCUAGCUCUAGUUCUACAGAUAGUAACUAGACAGUUCUAGCUCUAGUUCUACAGAUAGUAACUAGACAGUUCUAGCUCUAGUUCUACAGAUAGUAACUAGACAGUUCUAGCUCUAGUUCUACAGAUAGUAACUAGACAGUUCUAGCUCUAGUUCUACAGAUAGUAACUAGAUAGUUCUAGCUUUAGUUAUACAGAUUGUAGCUAGAUAAAGACAGAAAAAAAGGAAAAUAAAAGCGAAAUGUGCUUGAGUGAAACCUUCUAAAUGUGAUACACUAAACAAGCUGGGUGUUAGAAGAGAAUUCUCUGAAGUGAAGUGGGAAAAAUCUCAAAUUGAUGAAAAUUGAAAAAUUUAUUUCAGAAAAA
Molecule: messenger RNA, 1146 nt
Organism: Eurytemora carolleeae
Lineage: Eukaryota; Metazoa; Arthropoda; Copepoda; Calanoida; Temoridae
Gene: MED4
Product: mediator of RNA polymerase II transcription subunit 4
Exons: 3
Coding region: 16-813 (265 amino acids)
Biological process (GO): regulation of transcription by RNA polymerase II
Cellular component (GO): mediator complex; core mediator complex
Molecular function (GO): transcription coregulator activity
Source: RefSeq, a predicted model, not a curated record